CUUUCUGCUCUUUUCCAUUUCAUUACUAUAUUGAUAUUUUUUCAAUUGACUAUUUCUCUUCCACGGCAUAAUAUAAAUAUAAAAAUUCAAGUUGUUGAUACCGCAAUACAGCAUCCGUACAGCAUGGCCAGAGGACCGCCCGCCUCCUCCUCUCCCACCACGGCGACACCUCCGUUGAAACGGUCGACCUCGAGCACACAGAAUAUGAAAAACCAAAAAUCGAUCUUGGGAUUCUUCCAAAAGUCUUCUCCGUCGUCGACUCCAGCGAUCCGAAAUGCAGAACCCGCAUCUUCCCCGGCUCAGAGGGCCUCCGCGAGUCGUGGUUCUGCCGCGGUCAAGCGCGAAGAGAAGAACGGGAAAAAGAAGGCUCCCCCGAAAUUCGCACAGGAUUUAACACCAGUACCAAGCAGUGAUUUAGUCCUUCCUGAGGAUGAGGAGGAAGAUGAGAAGCAGAUGAGCCCUGCGGACAAUCUCAAGAAGAAAACCGCUUCGCCAUCGCGUCGAGCUGCGAAGAAAGUUAACUACAUGGAGUCCGGCUCCGAAGGCGAAGAUGACGAUGAGGAGAUCUUCCGUCCAUCGCGAAAGGACAGCAGGCUUUCAAAACGUAGGAAAGUCUCACCUGAAAGUGAUGAUGAAUUUGAACAAGGUGGACAGGACGGUGGCUACUCCGACGAUGAAAUGGACGAUUUCGUUGUGCCCGAUGAAUCAGAUGAAGAGGCGAAGCCAACUAAGAAACGCAAGAGACCCUCUACCCAACCGAGGACUAGCAAGUCUUCGUCUAUGCCGCCACCGCCAGAGGGAGGUGAAGAUGUCGAUCUAGAUAUUCCGGAUGGCUCAUCUGGCGGCUCUGCUGCCAUGAAGUGGACAUAUGAUCCAGAAAACUCAGAACCUCGUCAGCCUCGAGCUAGCCCAGCCACACCGAAAACCCCGUCGGGGAAGACCAAACAGAAAGCUCAUACCACUGAGCCUGAAGAACGCUAUGCUUGGCUUGCGAAUAUCCGUGACAUAGAUGGCCAUCCUCCUGGCCACCCAGACUAUGACCCUCGUACAAUUUACAUCCCUCCUCUGGCCUGGUCCAAGUUCUCUCCCUUUGAGAAGCAGUACUGGGAAAUUAAGCAGAAGUUUUGGGAUACAGUUGUGUUUUUUAAGAAGGGAAAGUUCUACGAGCUCUAUGAGAAUGAUGCUACAAUUGGACACCAGUUGUUUGACCUGAAGCUUACUGACCGUGUUAAUAUGCGCAUGGUUGGAGUCCCCGAGAUGAGUCUGGACCAAUGGGCAAACCAAUUUGUCGCAAAGGGAUUCAAGAUUGCUCGAGUGGAUCAGGCGGAAUCGGCCCUCGGGAAAGAAAUGCGUGAGAGAGAUGGCGGGAAGAAGACCGGGGGAAAGGAAGACAAGAUCAUUAGACGAGAACUGGCAUGUGUCCUCACAGCCGGUACGCUCGUUGAAGGCUCUAUGCUUCAGGAUGAUAUGUCCACUUUCUGUGUUGCCAUUAAAGAGGCGAUUAUCGAGGAUCGCCCAGCGUUUGGCUUGGCCUUUGUUGAUACUGCAACGGGUCAAUUCUUUGUCUCCGAGUUCGUGGACGAUGUAGAUAUGACCAAGUUCGAAACCUUCGUUGCUCAAACGCGGCCACAAGAACUGCUUCUCGAGAAAUCAACCAUCUCACAGAAGGCUUUGCGUAUCCUGAAAAAUAACACCGGCCCAACAACGAUCUGGAACUAUCUCAAGCCAGGCAAGGAAUUCUGGGAGGCCGACAUCACUGUGAAAGAACUUGAUGUCAGUGAGUACUUUUUGUCAGAUGAUGGUGGUGAUAACCUGGACGCAUGGCCCAAAGUUCUCCGGGAAGCUCGCGACAAGGAGUUGCUGAUGUCCGCAUUUGGAGCUCUGGUCCAAUACCUUAGGCUCUUGAAGAUUGAGCGCGAUCUGAUUACCAUUGGCAACUUUUCUUGGUACGAUCCAAUCAAGAAGGCUACCAGUCUGGUCCUGGAUGGCCAAACUCUUAUAAACCUGGAGAUCUUUGCCAACUCCUUUGACGGUGGCUCUGACGGGACUCUGUUCCAGCUUCUGAAUCGCUGCAUCACUCCGUUCGGUAAGAGGAUGUUCAAGCAGUGGGUGUGUCAUCCGUUGAUGGAUGCGAAGAAAAUCAAUGCCCGGUUGGAUGCUGUCGAUGCUCUGAAUGCAGACCCAACUGUUCGCGAUCAAUUCUCAUCCCAGCUCACCAAGAUGCCUGAUCUUGAACGUUUAAUUUCCCGGAUCCACGCUGCCAAUUGCAAAGCGCAGGAUUUCCUACGUGUGCUAGAGGGCUUUGAGCAGAUCGAGUACACUAUGAGUCUCCUGAAGGAUAGCGGCUCGGGCGAGGGAGUUAUUGGACAGCUGAUUAGUUCAAUGCCUGACAUGACAGGAUUGCUGGAGUACUGGAAAACUGCCUUUGACCACUCCAAGGCAAGGGACAGUGGAGUCUUGGUGCCCAAACUAGGAGUAGAGGAAGAUUUUGACAGCUCCCAAGAGGUAAUCGAGCAGCUUCACCAAGGCCUCGAAGAUCUUUUAAAACGUGUCCGACGUGAGUUGGGAUCCUCAGCCAUUUGCUAUAAAGACAAUGGCAAAGAAAUCUACCAACUUGAAGUCCCGAUCAAAGUGAAGAACGUCCCCAAAGCCUGGGACCAAAUGUCAGCGACCAAGCAAGUCAAACGAUACUACUUCCCUGAACUGCGAACUCUUAUUCGACAGCUACAAGAGGCACAGGAGACCCACGCUCAGAUCGUUAAGGAAGUGGCCCGGCGAUUUUAUGCGCGAUUCGAUGAAAAUUAUUCUACGUGGCUCUCGGCUGUCCGGGUCGUGUCACAGCUGGACUGCUUGAUAAGUCUAGCGAAGGCCUCAUCCACCUUGGGUGAGCCAAGCUGUCGUCCUGUUUUUGUUGAUGAUGAGCGAAGUGUCCUCCAGUUUGAGGAACUUCGGCAUCCUUGUCUUCUCUCUUCUGUUGAUGAUUUUAUCCCUAAUGAUAUUCAAUUGGGUGGCAGCGCUCCAAACAUUGACCUACUAACGGGCGCGAAUGCUGCCGGAAAGUCUACUCUCCUGCGAAUGACCUGUGUUGCUGUUAUCAUGGCACAGAUCGGCUGCUACCUGCCUUGUAAAUCAGCACGACUUACUCCAGUCGACCGUAUCAUGUCCCGUCUAGGCGCCAACGACAACAUUUUCGCAGCUCAAUCUACGUUCUUUGUCGAACUUUCCGAGACCAAGAAGAUUCUGUCCGAAGCAACCCCCCGUUCGCUUGUUAUCCUGGAUGAACUAGGUCGUGGAACCAGCUCGUACGAUGGAGUUGCCGUAGCUCAGGCGGUCUUACACCAUGUGGCUACCCACAUCGGGGCCUUGGGUUUCUUUGCCACUCACUACCACUCUCUCGCUGCCGACUUCGAAGGACAUCCCGAGAUUGCACCCAAGCGCAUGAAGAUCCAUGUUGACGAUGAGGAGAGACGAGUCACUUUCCUCUAUAAACUCGAGAAGGGCGUCGCAGAAGGUAGCUUCGGCAUGCACUGUGCCGCUAUGUGCGGCAUACCAAACAAGGUCAUUGAAAGGGCCGAGGUUGCUGCCAAGCAAUGGGAGCACACGAGCCGCCUCAAGGAGAGUCUUGAGCGUCGCAAGGGUGGUGGUCUCAUCGGUCUGGGCUGGUGGAGUGAUAUUGCCUGGGCUCUUCGCGACACGACCCAAGACACCAGUACUGCCCAGGCAGACGCUGAGGUCGUUGAAACUACUGACAGAAGUUUAGAGGUUCUUCGGAGAGCUAUUGAGGCACUGUGAUUCCGCAUGACUUGUCUGUGUUUGUGAUUUAUUCAAAACUUGUUUGUGGUGAGUAAUAUAUUUAAUCCGCAUGUCCGCGCCGAGAUUGAGUUGUUUUCAGGCCAGGUUUAGGAGUUUCGGGUGUACUUGAAGGUUUUUUUUUUUUUUUUUUUUUUUUUU
This is a messenger RNA of Aspergillus ochraceoroseus IBT 24754, 3951 nucleotides long. RefSeq names its product mismatch repair ATPase MSH6. Gene Ontology annotation, biological process: mismatch repair. Bases 124 to 3792 code for a protein of 1222 amino acids. Gene Ontology annotation, molecular function: ATP-dependent DNA damage sensor activity; mismatched DNA binding; ATP binding. NCBI's taxonomy places the organism in Eukaryota, Fungi, Ascomycota, Eurotiomycetes, Eurotiales, Aspergillaceae. Gene Ontology annotation, cellular component: MutSalpha complex; nucleus. The transcript has 5 exons. The record is from RefSeq and is a predicted model, not a curated record.